Messenger RNA from Acanthamoeba castellanii str. Neff, 807 nucleotides. RefSeq lists its product as uncharacterized. Bases 1 to 807 code for a protein of 268 amino acids. NCBI's taxonomy places the organism in Eukaryota, Discosea, Longamoebia, Acanthamoebidae. The transcript has 5 exons. The record is from RefSeq and is a predicted model, not a curated record.
AUGGCAGCGUACUACGGGGCCAAGUAUCCGUCGGUGCACUUCGAGGCCAAGGCGGCCGCGUGCGGGGUCAUCAAGGAGGCCCUCCUGCCCGCCCUCAUCAAGGCCGGCUACACGGGACCGGCCGGCAUCGACGUGAUGUACCGCCCGCCUCAUCCGCUCCACUUUGUGGAGCUCAACAUGCGCACCGACGCCAUCACCUACAUGCACGCCACCCCCCUCUACCUCCCUCGCCCCAUCCAUCUCAUCGCAUGGAGCCACCUCUCGACCAAGCACCUGUCGGACCGCAUUGGCAAGGCCCUCUACGAGAAGGAGGCGGGGCAGAUGGCCUUCAUGACGCUGGUCAACCUGCCUCACUCCCUCUCCUUCGACCAAAUCUGGAAUCAGUUCUCGGCCGCCCUCCAACCCUCCGACCAGGGCGUCUUUGUCUUCACCAACCCCAAUCGGCACCGGUGGGGUUCGUACGACGUGGCGGCCAUCAGUCCGCUGGGCCUCCACGUGGCCGAGGUGCUCAUGAAGAAGAGCCUCAAGACCAUCUGGGGAGACGAGACGGCGCGCACAGUGCUCACCAACAUCCAGCGGCACCCGACCCCGCUCCUCGCCCGCCCCAGUGUACUGACCCACCGACCCACCGCGGGCGAGCAGGACCUGCCGGCGUGGGUGUUCCAUGGCCGCAAGGAUCCCGUGGUGCCCUUCGAUGACUCGGUGAAGAUGGUGGAGGCCCUGCGCCAGGCCGGCGCCACCCACGUCAAGUUCACCGAGUACGAGGACACGGCCCACGACGCCUGGACCGGUGCGUGCCUGAGUUGA